Anopheles moucheti is the source of this 928-nucleotide messenger RNA. Its product is annotated as adenosine 5'-monophosphoramidase HINT3-like. NCBI's taxonomy places the organism in Eukaryota, Metazoa, Arthropoda, Insecta, Diptera, Culicidae. The transcript has 3 exons. Gene Ontology annotation, molecular function: catalytic activity. The coding region runs from base 357 to 854 and encodes 165 amino acids. The record is from RefSeq and is a predicted model, not a curated record.
GCAAAGCAAAAGGGAUGGGCAAAUUUAAUCCACGCCUGCAGGUGUCACCUCUUGAAAAACAUGCUCUCCUGGUAUCGGAAAUCUGAAAACAAUUGUGUGCGCGGCAACGGUAUAGUGGUUUUUCGCAGUUGACAAGCUGAUUUUGUCACUUGACAAAUUUGUCAGUCUUUUGUCAACUUUUGUGGCCCUGCACCUAAUUACGAAAAAACAACCGACAAUGGCGUUUUAGCGGUCCGCUAUAAUAGCGUAUCUCGGGAACUGCCUGUAUACUGUAUUAUUAUUGUACGUUUAUUACUGUAUCCGAUUGAAUUCAUAAACGUCAAUUGCCAUCUCAACAUGGCGGCUGAGCCAAACGUAUGAGCCUUCCUAGUCCCUUUACUCUUUUUGUGUAUAAUAAUCAACAUUCCAUGGCCGCCAUACAAAAUACGCUGCCGGGUUGUAUUUUCUGUAAAAUCGCCACUCAAAGCGAUCCUGCAACGGAUGUUGUGUUCCGAAAUGAGCGAAUGUGUAUUUUUAAAGACAUUCGACCGGCAUCGGAUUUCCAUUAUCUGGCUAUACCCAACCAUCAUGUUGAAAAUGUAAACUCUCUCACUGUUGCUGAUAAACCCUUGCUUGCGGAACUGAAACGUGAGCUGGUUAACUUUAUGGAAAGCAACGAUGUUGAUCUGCACCAGACUUGCUUCGGUUUUCACAUGCCUCCAUUUACAAGCGUGAAGCAUUUACACCUGCAUGCAAUUGCACCAGUCGGUAGGAUGGGGUUUAUUUCUAGGAUGAUUUUUCGACCCAAUACUAUGUGGUUUAAAACGGAUGAGGCUAUUAUGCAGGCUAUUUCUAGCGAGGGUUCAAGUCGAUAGUUUGCUUAGUAUUAUUUAUUUCGGUUAUUGCUAUUAACAAUAAAUAUCUUUUUACUAGCUAUGACUAAAUUUAC